AUGCAUGAAAAUGGAAUCCUCGAGUACAAGACGACGUUAGGUUUUAAUAAAGAUCAACAUUUACACAAAAACCCAACGUGUUUGGAGCAUCCAGAAUGUCCUGAAAGGAUUGAUGAGUGUCGAGAUGUACUUCGCAAAUGUGGACUGCUGAAUGCAUGUCAGGAAGUCGACGAUUUCCCACCCCUAGAUGAUCUGGAUCUUCGUCAAACACAUAGCGAGGACCAUGUUAACAAGUUGCUCAAGGACUCCAUCUCUCUCAGUCAAAAUGCCCUAAACCGCCUUUGUGAGAGCUAUGACUCCGUGUUCAUGACACCGGAUUCGGUGAAGGCCGCGCAAUCCGCCGUCUCUUGCUGCCGGUUUCUUGCUGAAAGCAUUGUGGAAGAGAAGAUCCCUAAUGCCUUCGCGUUGGUUAGACCUCCUGGGCACCAUGCCGGUCGUUCUUCUGCUAGUGGCUUUUGUCUUUUCAAUAACGCUGCACAAGCUGCAGAAGCUGCGUUCAAUUUCGGUGCUGAUAGGAUCCUCAUAAUCGAUCUAGACGUCCAUCAUGGAAAUGGCACACAAGAAAUUUUCUAUGAGGAUAAGCGGGUAUUGGUUUUCUCCAUACAUCGUUACCAAAACGGCAAGUUUUGGCCCCACUUGAGAGAAUCAAAUUUCGAUCAUAUAGGCACCUACGAAGGAAGGGGUUACAACGUUAAUGUUCCUCUGAAUGAGGUUGGCUGUGGUGAUGCUGACUAUAUGGCGGUUUUCUGGAAUGUCCUUUGGCCACUAGCUUCCCAAUUUAAUCCUGAUUUCGUCGUUGUUUCUGCUGGUUUCGACACUUGCGACGGAGAUCCUUUGGGUGAAAUGUGUCUCUCGCCAGACGCUUUAUCCCACAUCGUCUACCACCUAAGUGCUUUGGCUCGCGGAAAACUCCUAGCUAUUCUGGAGGUACGUACAGGUUUUCUCAACUGUUCUCUUUAUAUUCAUUCUCAUCACUCUCAAAUGGGUUUGAGCACUUUUCCCAAAUGA
Molecule: messenger RNA, 1008 nt
Organism: Cooperia oncophora
Lineage: Eukaryota; Metazoa; Nematoda; Chromadorea; Rhabditida; Trichostrongylidae
Source: the annotation of a GenBank genome assembly